Solea solea (common sole) is the source of this 1544-nucleotide messenger RNA. RefSeq names its product RAD52 homolog, DNA repair protein (gene rad52). Gene Ontology annotation, biological process: double-strand break repair via homologous recombination; double-strand break repair via single-strand annealing; DNA recombinase assembly. The record is from RefSeq and is a predicted model, not a curated record. NCBI's taxonomy places the organism in Eukaryota, Metazoa, Chordata, Actinopteri, Pleuronectiformes, Soleidae. Gene Ontology annotation, cellular component: nucleus. Bases 113 to 1414 code for a protein of 433 amino acids. The transcript is spliced from 12 exons.
UGAAAGUAGCACCGAGUAAACUCCUCCUUCUCCGGUAGUUGGAGCGGGAAGUUACGAAACUGUAGAAAAAUAGUAACCGUGUGGUUUAUUUCACAUAAAAGACAACAGGGGAAUGAUAAGUGAGACCAUGUCCAGUAACGCAGAGGAGAGCAGCUCCUCUGCGCCCAGGUUUGGACAGUGUACCUACACAGCUGAGGAGUACCAGGCAGUGCACAGCGCACUGCGUCAGAGGCUGGGACCCGAGUACAUCAGUAGCAGAUUGGCUGGAGGAGGACAGAAGGUGUGCUACGUUGAAGGGCAUCGCGUCAUCACCCUGGCUAAUGAGAUGUUUGGAUACAACGGAUGGUCUCACUCCAUUUCUCAGCAGAACGUUGACUUUGUUGACCUCAUCAACGGGAAGUUUUAUGUCGGAGUCAGUGCCUUUAUCAAAGUGAUGCUCAAGGAUGGUUCAUAUCAUGAGGAUGUAGGCUAUGGAGUUAGUGAAGGACUGAAGUCUAAAGCUCUGUCACUGGAAAAGGCAAGAAAAGAAGCUGUCACUGAUGGCAUGAAGAGAGCACUGAAGUGCUUCGGUAACGCCCUUGGAAACUGCAUUCUGGAUAAGCAAUACCUCUUAGCCAUAAACAAGAUCCCCAAACAGCCUCCUCCUCCUGUUGACCCAGGCCAGACCAAGCGCACAGAGGGGGAACCCGCAGUGGAGAAGGCCCGGAUGUCCAGUCUGAUCAAAGAGGAAAAACGUGCAUCUGCUGUCAGUCUGGCCAGGAUACCGCUGGAGCCACGAGUCCUGCACCAGAACCACAAAAGUUCUGAAGUCCAUACUCCUAAGAGUGACCCUGCUCCUGACAGACCCGGCAUGGACUUGGUGGACGAUGUCGGGUCAGACCCCAAACAGCUGAGAAAGCUCCGGCAGCAGCAGCUGCAGCAGAAGUUCAGGAAAGAGAUGGAGGCCAAGAAGCUGCAGCAGGAACAGGAUCACACCACGUCUGAGGAGGCAGAGGCCGCUUCACGACCAGGAUGCAGUAGAGAUGAUGAAGGUGGACCAGCAAUGAGAGACGGCACUGACACUGAACCCAAGAACAAGGACGAGAAUUUAGCAGAUGAUCCUGAGAUGUGGAAUUUCACUCUGGAUGGGAUUGAGGACCUGGACGUCCCCACAGCUCGACCGCCGUCCACAGAGCUGAGGCCCAGCACUCCUGGGAAUCACCAGAUGCAGACACGCAGUAAGACUCCACAAAGACCUCCAGGCAGACCUCCUGACAAGGGUCCAGCACACAGCAGAGGACAGGACGGGAUUCAGUACUCGGCUCAGUACCAGCACCAGCACCAGCACCAGCACAAGGCAACACCAGGCACAGACAAUUCCUUUAGUCCAUACAGACAAGGACAGUACAUGAAGAAACGUCGACUGGACAGCUGAAGGCUUCUGCAAUUCAACCAUGUUUUUAUUUUUGUGUUCAUAUAGAUUUUAUAGUGUAUACGUUUUGCUUAUUUUUCAGUGAUAUGCUGCAGUUAUGUGGAUUUGUAAAUAAAAUAAAAUUGCCACAUUA